AAGGACGAAACGAGUGUGCGAUUUCAAUUUUCAUUAACGAUUGGUUCCAUUCCAUAGUCCGCUUCUUCUUCUUCUUCUUGUCUCUCUGUUGCUCUCUGUAACGCGCACAGUCGGAACUCCUCUCUCUCUCUCCUCGCAAUUGUAGAAGGAGAAGAACAAUAGGAAGAAGAUGUUGAGGUUCUUGAAGGGAGUAGUGGGUGGAUCUGGCACGGGAAUCAAAGAUCUACCUUACAACAUUGCUGACCCUUUUCCCUCUGCUUGGGGCUCCUGGACCCACUUCCGUGGCACUUCCAAGGAUGACGGGUCUCCAGUAUCAAUAUUUUCUCUUUCUGGAAGUAAUUCCCAAGAUGGACAUUUAGCUGCUGGUUUUAAUGGCGUAAAGCGUCUCCGCACUGUCAGACACCCCAAUAUUUUAUCAUUUCUUCACAGUACCGAGGCUGAAACAUUUGAUGGUUCAAGUACAAAGGUUACUAUCUAUAUUGUCACGGAGCCUGUUAUGCCACUGUCUGAAAAGAUCAAGGAACUAGGUUUAGAAGGUACACAAAGGGAUGAGUAUUAUGCAUGGGGCCUGCACCAGAUAGCCAAAGCUGUGAGCUUCUUAAAUAAUGAUUGUAAACUUGUUCAUGGCAAUGUUUGUUUGGCAAGUGUUGUUGUCACACAAACUUUGGAUUGGAAAUUGCAUGCCUUUGAUGUUCUAUCUGAGUUUGAUAUGAAUAAUGAAGCUUCAGCUGGACCAAUGCUGCCAUAUGCAUGGCUUGUUGGAGCACAAUACAAACCGACGGAGUUGUUGAAUUCCGACUGGGCUGCAAUCAGAAAAUCUCCACCAUGGGCCAUUGAUUCUUGGGGCUUGGGCUGUCUUAUAUACGAACUUUUCUCUGGCAUGAAGCUGGGCAGAACAGAAGAACUGAAAAACACUGCUUCCAUUCCAAAGUCUCUGCUUCCAGAUUACCAGCGGCUUUUGAGUGCCAUGCCUUCUCGUAGGUUGAAUACAUCAAAGCUUAUAGAAAAUAGUGAAUAUUUCCAAAAUAAACUGGUGGACACAAUACAUUUCAUGGAAAUUCUAAAUUUAAAAGAUAGUGUUGAAAAGGAUACUUUCUUCCGUAAGCUUCCAAAUUUAGCAGAGCAACUUCCUCGCCAAAUUGUAGUGAAGAAGUUGCUUCCUUUAUUAGCUUCUGCCCUGGAAUUUGGUUCGGCUGCUUCCCUUGCUUUAACUGCAUUAUUGAAAAUGGGUUCCUCGCUUUCGACUGAUGAAUUCAGUGAAAAGCUACUGCCAACAAUAGUGAAACUCUUUGCCUCCAAUGACCGAGCUAUUCGAGUUGGUCUCCUGCAGCAUGUCGAUCAAUAUGGAGAAUCAUUAUCAGCACAAAUUGUUGAUGAGCAAGUUUACCCUCAUGUUGCUACGGGGUUCUCUGACACAUCUGCUUUCCUUCGGGAACUGACUCUUAAAUCUAUGCUUGUUCUAGCUCCAAAGCUUUCUCAACGUACAAUUUCGGGGUCACUAUUGAAGUAUCUCUCAAAGUUACAGGUGGAUGAAGAGCCAGCAAUAAGAACAAACACCACCAUUUUGCUUGGGAAUAUUGCAAGCUACCUAAAUGAAGGGACAAGGAAAAGAGUUCUGAUUAAUGCAUUUACUGUUCGUGCAUUGCGUGAUACUUUUUCGCCUGCCCGAGGAGCUGGUAUCAUGGCUCUCUGUGCCACCAGUUCUUACUACGACAUCAAUGAGAUUGCAACUCGGAUUCUUCCAAGUGUUGUUGUACUUACAAUUGAUCCUGACAGUGAUGUGCGAUCCAAAGCAUUUCAAGCAGUUGAUCAGUUUUUGCAGAUAUUGAAGCAAUACCAAGAGAAGGCAAAUUCAGGAGAUACCACUGGAGCUGCAGGCCUUGGGAUGUCAUCCCUUCCAGCAAAUGCUAGUUUACUUGGAUGGGCCAUGAGCUCCUUGACUCUCAAAGGCAAACCUUCUGAACAAGCUCCACUUGCUUCUGCAACUUCAAGUACCCCUGUAACUUCAACUUCUUCCAAUGCCAGCUCUGUCCUUGUGAUGGAUCCUCCAAGUACAGAACUUGCUGUCCAUGGGAAUUCCACCUCUGAUUUUGCUGAUCAACCUGUACCUGCAUCCCCUACAUCAACAGAUGGUUGGGGAGAACUUGAAAAUGGAGUUCACGAAGAGCAUGAAACUGACAAGGAUGGGUGGGAUGAUCUGGAACCCCUUGAAGAGCCAAAGCCAUCUCCAGCUCUUGAAAACAUUCAAGCAGCUCAAAAGCGACCAGUCGCACAACCUGCUUUGCAGCCAAAACAAGUUGAAAGUUCACGGACGAAAAUUAGAGCAAAGGUGACCAAACACGAGGAUGAUGGUGAUUUGUGGGAUUCCAUAGCUGCCCCUGCUCCAAAAACAGUAUCAAAACCUUUGAUUGUAAAAAGAGCUGGGACAGUAAAUGAUGAUGACCUCUGGAAUGCUAUUGCUGCUCCUGCACCUGCUACCAGGGCCCAGCCUUUGGCUGCUGGCAGAGGCAGAGGAGCAAAGCCUGCUUCGCAGAGUCUAGGUGCACAGAGAAAAAACCGGACAUCCUAAUCUUGCAGGGGAAAUACAUAGAGCCGAACACAUGAACAAGUAAAAGAUUUAUAUUUGUACAUUUUUUUACUGUUUCAGUGCCCCAUUUUUGCAUUAAUGUAAAACGGAUCCAUGUCACUGAGUUACACAAUAGGCUGAUUAUAUGCAUACUGCGACUAUAUUAUUUGAUUUGUAAUAUUAUUCUUUUUGUUAUUUUGGUCAAAUAGAGACCCAUUAAUCCAAGUUUCACAAGACGAGACAGGUUAUAAGCAUUUUUUCUUUGAAGAAAACUGUUGUGUGGUGUCUGACGAGAAUAAUAUUCUACAACAAGCAAUUCAUUUAUAUACAAUAUGUGGAGUUUACGA
Messenger RNA from Juglans microcarpa x Juglans regia, 2913 nucleotides. Its product is annotated as probable inactive serine/threonine-protein kinase scy1. The coding region runs from base 170 to 2569 and encodes 799 amino acids. The transcript has 21 exons. Gene Ontology annotation, biological process: protein phosphorylation. Gene Ontology annotation, molecular function: ATP binding; protein kinase activity. The record is from RefSeq and is a predicted model, not a curated record. NCBI's taxonomy places the organism in Eukaryota, Viridiplantae, Streptophyta, Magnoliopsida, Fagales, Juglandaceae.